Molecule: messenger RNA, 3235 nt
Organism: Mastomys coucha (southern multimammate mouse)
Lineage: Eukaryota; Metazoa; Chordata; Mammalia; Rodentia; Muridae
Gene: Egln1
Product: egl-9 family hypoxia inducible factor 1
Exons: 5
Coding region: 62-1264 (400 amino acids)
Biological process (GO): peptidyl-proline hydroxylation to 4-hydroxy-L-proline; cellular response to hypoxia
Cellular component (GO): nucleus; cytoplasm
Molecular function (GO): ferrous iron binding; L-ascorbic acid binding; peptidyl-proline 4-dioxygenase activity
Source: RefSeq, a predicted model, not a curated record
GGGCGCCCCGACGGCCCCGCCGCCGCCCCGCUCCCGGCCCGCGGCCCGCCCUGCCGCGGCCAUGGCCAGUGACAGCGGCGGGCCCGGCGUGCUGAGCGCCAGCGAGCGCGACCGGCAGUACUGCGAGCUGUGCGGGAAGAUGGAGAACCUGCUGCGCUGCGGCCGCUGCCGCAGCUCCUUCUACUGCUGCAAGGAGCACCAGCGCCAGGACUGGAAGAAGCACAAGCUGGUGUGCCAGGGCGGCGAGGCCCCCCGCGCGCAGCCCGCGCCGGCGCAGCCCCGCGUCGCGCCCCCGCCCGGUGGGGCCCCCGGAGCCGCGCGCGCCGGCGGGGCGGCCCGGCGCGGGGACAGCGCGGCGGCCUCGCGCGUACCGGGCCCGGAGGACGCGGCGCAGGCCCGGAGCGGCCCCGGCCCGGCAGAGCCCGGCUCCGAGGAUCCUCCGCCUAGCAGGUCUCCCGGCCCCGAACGCGCCAGCCUGUGCCCAGCGGGUGGCGGCCCCGGGGAAGCGCUGAGUCCCGGCGGAGGGCUGCGGCCCAAUGGGCAGACCAAGCCGCUGCCGGCGCUGAAGCUGGCUCUGGAGUACAUCGUGCCGUGCAUGAACAAGCACGGCAUCUGCGUGGUGGACGACUUCCUGGGCAGGGAGACCGGGCAGCAGAUCGGCGACGAGGUGCGCGCCCUGCACGACACCGGCAAGUUCACGGACGGGCAGCUGGUCAGUCAGAAGAGUGACUCUUCCAAGGACAUCCGGGGGGACCAGAUCACCUGGAUCGAGGGCAAAGAGCCCGGCUGCGAAACCAUCGGCCUCCUCAUGAGCAGCAUGGACGACCUGAUCCGCCACUGCAGCGGGAAGCUGGGCAACUACAGGAUAAACGGCCGAACGAAAGCCAUGGUUGCUUGUUACCCAGGCAACGGAACAGGCUAUGUCCGUCAUGUUGAUAACCCAAACGGAGAUGGAAGAUGUGUGACAUGUAUAUAUUAUCUAAAUAAAGACUGGGACGCCAAGGUAAGUGGAGGUAUUCUUCGAAUUUUUCCAGAAGGCAAAGCCCAGUUUGCUGACAUUGAACCCAAAUUUGAUAGACUGCUGUUUUUCUGGUCUGACCGGCGUAACCCUCAUGAAGUACAGCCAGCAUACGCCACAAGGUACGCAAUAACUGUUUGGUAUUUUGAUGCAGAUGAGCGAGCAAGAGCUAAAGUAAAAUAUCUAACAGGUGAGAAAGGUGUGAGGGUUGAACUCAAGCCCAAUUCAGUCAGCAAAGAUGUCUAGCAGUACCCACGUUACCUACAGCCUCUCAGUUGCCUUCUGUGGACUCGUGGACAGGAUGAACAGAGAGACACCUGCCUGGUAUUUCAGCUGGGAGCCAGGCGACUUCGCUGGGUGUCAUCCAACAGAGGGCUCCAUCUGCUGGGACUGUACUGUGUGGUCAGCUCCAGAUCUGUGGCUGCUCUUGGCUGCUGACCGAAAAGGAGAUGCUGUCGGAGGGGAGUAGCUUUUCCAUCUGGACAUGAAACAAGGGCCCUUUGUAGGAUUUUCUUCAGUCUUCUAUUUUGCCAGACCUGUCACCUAACUGAGUUCAUUUCAUCUCUUUUUUAUAUCAAGUUUGAAUUCGGGGAAUUUUUGUAUUAGGUACAAUUUAUCAAAACUGAAUUAAGAAAAAAAAUUUACAGUAUUAUUCUCAAAAUAACAUCAAUCUAUUUUUGUAAACCUCUUCAUGCUAUUAAAUUUUGCCCGAAAGGCCUCCUACUAUUAUUGUUGCCAGUGAAUGAUGAUUCGUUUCUUCUGCCUGAAAGUAAAGGAAGGGUGCUGUGUCCCAGCUUGAGUGCACGAGGUUUUUCUUGGCCCGCCUCUCAGUGAUUCGAACUUGUGAAGGUCGCUGCUCUUGCUCUUUGACCUAACAGUAGAUGGUUGCCACUGGCACUCAACUAACUCAUAGUUAUGAGAGGAAACAAGCCACAGGAAGAGGGUAUGUCUCUUCAGUUAAUUUUUUAAAGCUAAGUGACAGGCACUGAAUGAACUCUGGCUUCUCCUCAGCUUCGUGUUCCCAAGACAAAGGGCUUUCUUCUGCUGCAGGUCUAGCCUGCCCACAGCCGUGUCCCACUGCGGCAGGUUUCCCUGUGGCUUCUCCAUAGUGUGACCGUGCUUCCAGGCCCUUCCAGGUCAGGGCCAUGUUCUUGUGGCAGGGCAUCUGGUGACCUCAGGCACAUGGAUGUGUGUGGUUGUAGCCUCGAUUGUGGUCAUUUGCUCCUUGGACAGCCAUGAGCCAUUUUCCUAUCCAGUAAUGAAAGCCGAGUGCUAGCUUAGCAAUCAAAAGGGGUGUGAAAGCACGCUCUUUUGUUUUAUGGGUUUUUCUCUUUUUAGAGGACAGAGGGACAACCACACAAGGCUGCCAGACUCCUGUCACCUCUACAGUCCCCUUAGAAAGCCAGAGUUUGCACAGAUUGUGGGUGUAAUUCCUGUCCCCUUAGGUGUUCUGUCUCUGACCUUGAUCUUUGCCAAAAUGUGUAUAUACAGAACUAUUUCUGUGUAUCUCCCUUUACACCAGUCUUAGCACCUGUGUAGUUUGUAUCCAGUUAGAAACCUUUUCUAUGGAAAGCUCAGUAAUUCUUAUUAAGAGAUUGCUAUUGUUCAUGUAAAACAUGAAAACAACCCAGUAAAGCUGAGUGUGAAUGAGGGCUUACUCAGCACUGUGCUUGCAUGAGGGGCUCUCGGCAGGAAGUCCCCACUGACCACACCUCUCCAGCAAGUGCCUCUGCCGCUGGCCAGCUCAAGGUUUGGCCACCUGGCUCCGAAGCACCAUGUUUUGGAGUUAGGAGGAACUGUUUGGCAUUGUUGGCAGAAGGUCUGACUGACUGGAGCAGCAGCCUUUUUGGAAAGUAUGUGCUUUCCAGGAGGUCACUGUGAAAAGCAAAUUAAAAAAAAAAAAAACAAAAGCAAGAAAUCAGGAUAGUUAUCCCCUUAAUGCCCACUUAAACUCAAUUUCAUGUUAGGACUCUAUUUAAAACCAUGUGUGGCCUGUAUGUGUUAAUCCUGGUUAAAGAGAAAGCUUUAUAACAUUGUUUCUGUUCAACACAUUAACCGGUUGUGGAACAGCCCCUUUUGCAUGACAGGCAGGGCACUUCAGGAUUCGCAGAGAGACUCGUGUGGUUUGGAAGUGGUGUUUCCUAUGAAAGCCUCUCACGUUGCUUGUAAAGCUAAUCUAAUUAAAAAGAUGUAUAAAUGUUCUUGAAAAAACCGUAA